AAUUCUGAAAUAGAAUGAUCAAAAUAAGAUUCUGCUCGGGCGGUGGCAGCAGCAUCGCGGUAUAUUCGUUUUUCGUUUAUAAUUAAAGCAGCUGAAAAAAAUUCAAGUAAAAAAAAAUUUGCAAAAAAAAAAAAAAAAAAAAAAAGAGAAACCGCCGACGGCAGCGAUGGUCGAGAGCGGUGUUGCUGCGGCGGCGGAGCAGAGACAGGCCACCACCGUGAACACAGCUGAGAGCACCAAGAGCGACGACGUGAACGGUCCUUCCUCAUCUGACCGCCCAAUUCGUGUCUACGCCGACGGGAUCUACGAUCUCUUUCACUUCGGCCACGCUCGCUCCCUCGAGCAAGCUAAAAAAUCGUUUCCGAAUACAUACUUGCUAGUUGGAUGCUGCAAUGAUGAGGUUACACACAAGUUCAAAGGCAAGACCGUUAUGACUGAAUCGGAGCGUUAUGAAUCCCUUCGCCAUUGCAAGUGGGUUGAUGAGGUUAUUCCUGAUGCCCCAUGGGUGAUUGAUCAAGAGUUCUUGGACAAGCACAAUAUAGAUUACGUCGCUCAUGAUUCUCUCCCUUAUGCUGAUGCAAGUGGAGCUGGCAAUGAUGUUUAUGAAUUUGUCAAAGCUGUGGGGAGGUUUAAAGAGACCAAAAGGACUGAUGGGAUUUCAACAUCUGACAUCAUUAUGAGGAUAGUGAAGGAUUAUAACCAAUAUGUGAUGCGCAAUUUGGACCGUGGAUAUUCAAGAAAGGAGCUUAAUCUUAGCUAUGUCAAGGAAAAGCGACUAAGGGUAAAUAUGCGACUAAGGAAGCUGCAAGAGAAAGUUAAGGAGCAUCAAGAAAAGGUUGGAGAGAAGAUACAAACAGUUGCAAAAACUGCUACGAUUCACCGGAACAUGUGGGUUGAAAACGCCGACAGAAUGGUUGCUGGAUUCCUCGAGAUGUUUGAGGAACGUUGUCACAAAAUGGUGAGCUGUACUCACCACCAAUACUCUCUAUGUUCCACGCCAAGGCGUAUUCAUAUUCCUUCCAGCCAUUCUCAAUUUUUUUUUUCCGCUUCCAUUUCUCAGGGAACCGCCAUUAGGGAUCGCAUUCAAGAGAGUCUAAGGGGACAGAAUGCACGGGGCUUAUUGGACUACGGCGAAGAAGGCGAAGGCGACGACGAAGAGUACUACUAUGAUUCCGAGGAAGAGUACUAUGAUGAUGAUGGAUACUAUGACAGUGAUGAGAAAUGACUGGCCUUGUACAUUCAGCUGUGAGUAAUUGUACCGUGUGCUGCUUGUUGCCAACUCUUGUGUUGUCUGACUUUUCAUGAAAUAUUAUAGGUGAAUUAAUCUGUUUGAUUUAUCAGCUGUUGCUGGCAGUUUGAGAUUUUGGUUUGUUGAUUGAUUUUCCUUUUGAUUUUUUUUUUCUUGGUGUGAUUAUAGUUGCCAGUAUAUAUAGCUUAUUACUGGGAUUAGAACAGCAAUGAAUCCAAAUGUACCAAUGUUAACACUGUGGAAGAAUCUCUCUCUCUCUC
Molecule: messenger RNA, 1509 nt
Organism: Salvia miltiorrhiza (redroot sage)
Lineage: Eukaryota; Viridiplantae; Streptophyta; Magnoliopsida; Lamiales; Lamiaceae
Product: choline-phosphate cytidylyltransferase 2-like
Exons: 7
Coding region: 167-1225 (352 amino acids)
Biological process (GO): CDP-choline pathway
Molecular function (GO): choline-phosphate cytidylyltransferase activity; phosphatidylcholine binding
Source: RefSeq, a predicted model, not a curated record